AUGGAUUGGGGAACACUGCAGACUGUUUUAGGAGGUGUGAACAAGCACUCCACCAGCAUCGGCAAGAUCUGGCUCACAGUCCUGUUCAUCUUCCGUAUCAUGAUCCUCGUUGUGGCUGCAGAGAGAGUCUGGGGAGAUGAACAACAAGAUUUUGUCUGCAACACACUUCAGCCUGGGUGCAGAAAUGUUUGCUAUGAUCACUUUUUCCCCAUCUCUCACAUCAGACUCUGGGCCCUGCAGUUGAUCUUUGUUUCCACACCUGCGCUACUGGUGGCCAUGCAUGUAGCUUACAGGAGGCAUGAGAAGAAGAGGCGAUUCAGAAAUGGAGAGAAAAUUGAUAUUGAAGAGCUAAAAAGUGAAAAGAUUCACAUUCGUGGGCCUCUCUGGUGGACCUACACCAGCAGCAUCUUCUUCAGGAUUAUCUUUGAAGCAGUCUUCAUGUAUGUUUUCUAUUACAUGUAUGAUGGGUACCAGAUGCCUCGCCUGGUGAAGUGCGAUGCAUGGCCCUGCCCCAACACAGUGGAUUGUUUUGUGUCACGGCCCACUGAGAAAACCAUGUUUACUAUUUUCAUGCUUGCUGUGUCUGGGAUCUGCAUGAUGUUGAAUCUGGCUGAGUUGUCUUACCUGGUGAUAAAAAUUUGCAUGAAACAAACCAGGAAAACAACUGUUUUAAAAUAA
Messenger RNA from Indicator indicator, 678 nucleotides. Its product is annotated as gap junction beta-2 protein-like. Gene Ontology annotation, biological process: cell communication. Gene Ontology annotation, cellular component: connexin complex. NCBI's taxonomy places the organism in Eukaryota, Metazoa, Chordata, Aves, Piciformes, Indicatoridae. The transcript has a single exon. The coding region runs from base 1 to 678 and encodes 225 amino acids. The record is from RefSeq and is a predicted model, not a curated record.